Molecule: messenger RNA, 853 nt
Organism: Candidula unifasciata
Lineage: Eukaryota; Metazoa; Mollusca; Gastropoda; Stylommatophora; Geomitridae
Source: the annotation of a GenBank genome assembly
AUGUCUCACGAGAAGAGGUUGAUCAGAGACUUGAUAGGAAACUACAGCGCUAGAGGGAAAAUGGGUCGGCCAGUUCAGGAACAGAACGACACUAUUACAAUAUACUACGGUAUGUCGCUCAUACAGAUCCUCGAUUUGGACGAAAAGAACCAGAUUCUCAGCACAAACGUCUGGGCAACUUACAAUUGGAACGACAUGUAUUUGCAGUGGAACGAGUCUGACUAUGGCAAUAUUAGCACAGUCAGAGUGAACAGCGAGGAUAUAUGGAAACCAGACGUCAAAUUAUAUAACUACGCGGAUACACGACUGGAGGAAAAGAGGGAGGCUCUAUGUGUGUUGUCCAGCAAUGGUGAUGUUGUCUGGAUCCCACAAGCUGUUUUCAAAAGCUCCUGCUCUAUAGAUAUAAGACAUUUCCCUUUCGAUGUGCAAAGGUGCCACCUGAAAUUUGGUUCGUGGACAUACGAUGGGUCCAAAGUCGACCUACAGUUCCAUUACAAUACAACGACUGGCUUCGAACUGACCGACUACAUUCUGAGCAAUGAGUGGGACAUAGAAACCUCUACUGGGGAACGAAAUGUCAAAUAUUAUCCAUGUUGUCCAGAGCCUUAUGUUGAUCUGGUUUUCAGGCUAGUCAUCCGCAGAAAAGUGGCCUUCUACAACUACAUCCUGAUUUUACCUUGUGUUCUGUUGUCCAGUCUGACUUUGGUAUUGUUUUGGCUGCCGCCCGAGUCCCCGGCAAAGAUGCAACUAGGGAUGAAUAUCUUCGUGGCAUUCUUUGUGCUUUUGUUGCUUCUGGCGGAGUCAACACCACCCGCUGCGUCCAGCAUUCCUCUUAUAGGUAAAUGUUUCACAA